AUCGCAGUCAGCGCCGAUGCAGCACCAUACUCUUCUGUAGGACAAGGUCUAUUCCUGAAGAUCUGUCCGUAUUUGACCAUGUCCGUAUUUUGACCCGAGUCUUUCUCCCAUCAUGAACAACCUCUCGUGCACGAGAAUACCGCACCUUGCCUAUUCACUCACUUCCAGGCGUGCUGGUACAUCUACUCGCAAGCUCAAGGCCGAGCUCUCUGCAUUUGACUUCCAUUUCCAGAGUUCGAGUACGAGGGCAUUCAGAGCUAGCCACCACGUCAAUAUCUCUUACCACAAUGCCCGGCAUGCGUCGACAAAGGCCAGACGUCCUCCACCUCCUCCAAAACUCACCUCGAUUCAAAGCAGCCGGGAUUCCGUUCCGCGCACAGCCCAAACCUCUCGUCAGUAUCCAGACGAACUUUCAGAAGAGUCAGCGAUAACCUCCGACCUCGACGAACGGACACGCAGACACCGUCAGAAACAUUUCAAGGUAUACCUAUGGGGCGGGAGUCUGUUCAGUAUUGCCUUUGCACUCUACCUUGGCCUCGUAUAUGCAUCCUACAAACGAGCAGUCAAGCUCGAUGAAACGCUUGAUCUCGAGCAAAACGCCGAUGUCUCGUCUCGUUGGAACGAUCUAGGUCGAGACUUUGACGAUGAGGUGGAACUGUCGGAGAAGAUGAUGCGACUACACAAGAAAAGAGCAAAGCUUUGUGAGCAGGCCCAUGGCAAUGUCCUCGAGGUCAGUUGCGGGACUGGGAGAAACUUGAAAUGGUACGACUACAAACCGCGACGCAUGCCCGCCAAGGACAGGAUCACCAGUCUGGUAUUUAAUGAUCAGUCAGAGAUCAUGGUGUACCAGGCGCAAAAGAAGUACGAUGCAAUGAUGCAAGAAUCAGGUGGUCCUAAGUUUAAGGGCAAAGUGGACUUUGUGGUCGGUGAUGCUGGCGACCCCAAGACGAUCCAACGGCCCCAAGGAGGCUUUGACACUAUUGUCCAGACCAUGGGCAUUUGCAGCAUGGCCAACCCGGUAGGGUUCCUGCAGAGGAUGGGUGAACUUGCCCGACAGCCUGGUGAGGCAUCGGCAAGGUUCAAGCCCAAGCCAGAGGACGAUGCACCUUCUUUGUCAGAGGACAAGGAAUCUACCGACUCGUCAGACUAUGGCGAGGUCGAUUUCCAGGGAGAUCAACGAUUCGACCCCGGUGUCGACAAUGGCGGACGGAUCCUUCUCCUUGAACACGGGCGUUCCAGGUACAACUGGAUCAACCGGCUGAUGGACAGCAUGGCCAAGGGACAUGCAGACAGGUAUGGAUGCUGGUUCAACAAAGAUAUUGAACAGGUCGUGCGCGACAGUGGCCUGGUCGUGGAGAAGAUGCGUCGUUACCAGUUUGGUACCAUGUACGAGAUCGUCUUGAGGCCAAAAAGGCCAAAGGCUCCUGACGAGAAUGUCGCUUCGUGAACGGCUUUGCGCCGAUUACGGCUAAACCAAAUCUACCAUGUAACCAUAGAUAACUUUAUAUAGAAUAUAAGAUCAACCACCAGAU
Messenger RNA from Exophiala mesophila, 1532 nucleotides. RefSeq lists its product as uncharacterized. The record is from RefSeq and is a predicted model, not a curated record. Bases 113 to 1447 code for a protein of 444 amino acids. NCBI's taxonomy places the organism in Eukaryota, Fungi, Ascomycota, Eurotiomycetes, Chaetothyriales, Herpotrichiellaceae. The transcript has a single exon.